Penicillium verhagenii is the source of this 1341-nucleotide messenger RNA. Its product is annotated as FAD-dependent oxidoreductase. Gene Ontology annotation, molecular function: FAD binding; monooxygenase activity. Lineage: Eukaryota; Fungi; Ascomycota; Eurotiomycetes; Eurotiales; Aspergillaceae. The transcript is spliced from 2 exons. The record is from RefSeq and is a predicted model, not a curated record. The coding region runs from base 1 to 1341 and encodes 446 amino acids.
AUGGAUUCUUUGCCUCACAACAUCAUCAUCGUCGGGGCAGGCAUCGCAGGUAUCGCCUGUGCUCUUGCCUUGUCCCGGGAACUGGCUCCCUUUGUACCGGACCUGACUAUUACCAUCUACGAAAGACAUGACAUUUUGUCCACUUCCGGCGGUGCAAUCAAUUUGACCCCCGUUGCUCAGCGUCAUCUGGCUCAGCUGGGCGUAUUGGAAGAGCUGGACCGCAUGGGGCCUGAAGGUGGGGCUGAGGUGGAUGCCAUUGAGCUCUACUCCAUGCGUUCCGGGCGCUCGAUUGGUUCCAUCGAUUUUGUCGAUCAUAACGGUAAUGGGUUUGGAGGAUAUAAAGGACGCAGAGUCAUGCGCAUCAUGCUUUCCAUUGCCAUGAUAACAGUGGUGGAGAGAACUCGAAACAUUGACAUUGUCUUUGGAAAAAAGGUGGUGGGCGGAGAGGAGCAUGAAGGAAAAGCCGUGGUCCAUUUUGAAGAUGGAUCAGAAGCCCUUGGAGAUCUAGUCAUUGGAUGCGACGGUGUCCAUUCCGCAAUUCGAUCACGUUGGGUCGACCCUGACAGUCCUUCACAAUAUACAGGCAUCUCAUUCUUACAGACCACCAUCCCCUCACAAACAUUGUCCUCCCCGGCUCAUUUCCGUUCAUCAGCAAUGAACCUUUCACGCCACGGGUCAAUCCUGACCAGUUAUUGCGAUCGCAAUCAGGAGCAGAUCUUUGCCGCUGCCAUUGUGCAGUUCAGUCAGGAAGACUUGAGCUACCAUAAGCUCGAGCAGGGUCAAGACUGGGCGACCCAAAAUCGAAUCCGCAGCGCUCUACGGCGACAAAUGCAAGAUCGCUUCUCAAAGUCCUCAAUACCAUGUAUUAGAGAAAUGGUAGCUAGCAAAGCAGACUGGAUGCUCUAUCCAGUUUACCAGGUUCGUCCCGGGGGACGAUGGUGCAUGAGUCGCGUCAUCCUUCUGGGUGAUGCAGCCCACGCGAUGCCUCCACGCGACGAGUCCGCUGCAUACGCGUUGGACGAUGCCAUCUUAUUUGCACGGCUACUGGCCCGUUAUCGUUCCGAGCCACUUUCUGAGGUCUUUGAUGCCUAUGAGAGUUUGCGUCGCGAGAAAAUCAACCAUGCAUUCAAGGAGUCGGGUCGCAUGUGGGAUCGACAUCGAGACAUGGGCAUGCUAGAGAACCGCCUCAAGGAAUGGAUGCUCCCGCGGUCUCUCCGCAGCCACCGAGAUGAACGUGAGGCCGCAUGGGAGUUUGAUGCAGCCCAAACUACUCUCCCAACCCCUGCUCCAAGUGACGAUUUGGUUAGCUUGCAUUCGUUUUUGAAAGAGCACACCGUAUAA